AUGCCUCCUUCACCACAAACUCCUAGGCAUAGUCGGCACCCUUCCGCACUAGAUUUCUCACCCUCAACAAUGAGCCUUUCACGCAGACUUUCCAAAUCUUCCAUACAUACACCGACUACACCAAACCAUAUGAGUCGAGAUUUUAGUAGCAGUGUGGACGGAGUUGGUAUGGAUGUACUUGGAUCAGCGCAAAACGGAGGAAAUGGACUUGGAAAUCUAGCAGAUGAAUUAGCAGAUGCAUGGAGUGAAGACGAAGGAGAAAUGGACGAAGCAGAUCUUAAUUUUCAAAACACUGCGCCAAUGGAAUCGGAUAAUGAGGAUGCGGAAGAAGACAAAAAUGCAGUGAGGGAUAGUGGUGUAGAUGUUACAAGUCCGAAAAAACAACAUACAGCUAUGAAUUCAAAUUCGACCUUGACACCGCCGACAGCCGGGCAUGGGAGAGUCCACGCGUUAGGCCAUGCGAGGUCGCCGUCUGAAUAUGAUGGGAGUGAUUAUGGAGGAGAUUCGGAUUUGGAGAGUCCGGCCUUUGGACCGGCUUUAUUGGCGAGAAUGGAUAUGGUGGAGGGGUUGGCAAGGAGGGGUACGGAAAAUAAUGGAAGUCAAGCUGAUGGAGUUGUUAAGAGGGUUAUUGAAAGUUUGAAAGAUUUAGGAGUAACAACCCAUACUGCCCUUUCAACGCACCUCCUCCACCAAACCCGUCUCAUCCAGAAUCUUUCCCACCCCCUCUUCUCUCCUCUGUCCGCGCCGCCCACUCCGGAAUUCAUAGACACACUCCUCCCUCUUCUCGAUACCCUCAGCGAUUCUAUCCCUCGCCCUUCAACACAGUCCCUUUCAUCAAUCACCUCCUUACAUUCUCUAACCACCGAUUUAAUUCAAACAAUAACAUACUUGUCAGAUACAUUACAUAUGUCUAGACAAACUACAGUACAGGCAUCGAGGAAAUUGAAAUCAGCAAAGGAAUUGGUCGGCGAAAUGAGAAGGGAAGAGGAGCUCAGAGAAGAAGGAGAGAAGUGGGUAGAACAAGGAGAUUGGGAGAGGAGGUUGGGGGAAAGAGAAUGCGCUGGGGUUUGUAGAGGCGUAGUUGGGGGAUUUGAACAGGUUUGUGAGGACUGGAGAAGGAGAUUAGUAGAGAGUGCUGGUGGCGAGGUGGGUGCUUGA
Molecule: messenger RNA, 1158 nt
Organism: Botrytis fragariae
Lineage: Eukaryota; Fungi; Ascomycota; Leotiomycetes; Helotiales; Sclerotiniaceae
Exons: 2
Coding region: 1-1158 (385 amino acids)
Source: RefSeq, a predicted model, not a curated record